AUGUCGCCCCCAACUGUGCCUCCGAUGGGUGUCGAUGGUGUGUCCGCAUACCUGAUGAAGAAGCGGCACACCCACAGGAAGCAGCGGCGCAAGCCCACUUUCCUCACCCGUAGGAACAUCGUCGGCUGCCGCAUCCAGCACGGCUGGAAGGAAGGCAACGAGCCGGUGGAGCAGUGGAAGGGCACGGUGCUCGAGCAGGUUUCCGUGAAGCCCACUCUCUACAUCAUCAAAUAUGAUGGCAAAGACAGUGUGUAUGGACUGGAACUGCACCGAGAUAAGAGAGUUUUAGCGCUCGAGAUCCUUCCUGAGAGAGUGCCAACUCCUCGCAUUGAUUCGCGCCUCGCAGAUUCCCUGAUUGGCAAGGCGGUGGGGCAUGUGUUUGAGGGUGAGCACGGGAGGAAAGAUGAGUGGAAGGGCAUGGUCCUGGCCCGAGCCCCGGUGAUGGACACUUGGUUUUACAUCACCUACGAGAAAGAUCCGGUCCUUUAUAUGUACACGCUGCUGGAUGACUACAAAGAUGGUGACCUGCGCAUCAUUCCAGAUUCCAACUACUAUUUCCCUACAGCGGAACGGGAGCCCGGAGAAGUGGUCGACAGCCUCGUGGGCAAGCAGGUGGAGCACGCCAAAGAUGAUGGGUCCAAGAGAACCGGCAUUUUCAUCCAUCAAGUGGUGGCUAAGCCAUCUGUCUACUUCAUUAAGUUUGAUGAUGAUAUUCACAUUUAUGUCUAUGGUUUGGUGAAAACCCCCUAAAUUCAUUGAGUUCUUUGCAAAAUUUGUGGAACUAUUAAAUGGAAAAUAUGUCGUGUUCCUGUGAUUGUGAACUUUUGAGAACAGUUUUGGUGUCAG
Molecule: messenger RNA, 846 nt
Organism: Molossus molossus (Pallas's mastiff bat)
Lineage: Eukaryota; Metazoa; Chordata; Mammalia; Chiroptera; Molossidae
Gene: SPIN4
Product: spindlin family member 4
Exons: 1
Coding region: 1-750 (249 amino acids)
Biological process (GO): regulation of DNA-templated transcription; gamete generation
Cellular component (GO): cytosol; nucleoplasm
Source: RefSeq, a predicted model, not a curated record